AUGGAGUGUCAAAAGCAUGAUUGUGACUAUCGGAUAGUAUGUUAUCAAUGCACAAAAUUGAUGUGUUUAUCUUGUUUGAUCAUUCAUAAUGAUCAAUAUAGAGAGCACCAAGAUCUUUGUGAUCAUAUAGAUAAAUUCAAAUCAGAUCUAAAUAGUAUCCUGUGUAUUGAUAGAAUAAUUAAUAAUAAUAAUAAUAAUAAUGAUAAUGUUUUAUUUAUCUAUAAAAGAAUAAAAUCUAUAUGGUUAGUGAUAAAAGAAUCAUCACUACAUAUUCAAUCAUUAACAUCUAAAGAAUCAGAGAUAUCACAUGAAUAUUUGAGAAUUUUAGAACACAAAUUAAAGAAAUCAAUCAACAAUGACAUUGACACACACAAUCAACAAGUCAAUCAUUUAAUAAAUGAAUUAAAACAUUUAAUCAAUUUAAAUAAUAGUAAUAAUAGCAUCAUUAAUAAUGAUAGUGAUAAUAAUAUUGAUGAUGUUGAAGAAAUCAAACAAGAUCAUAUAACAACCGAUGAUUAUUCAUUAUCUACAAUUGUUAAAUCUAUCAAUGAGAAUUCAACAUUGUCAUUCAUAGAAAAUAAUAGAUUAAUAUUUAAUCAACAUCAGCAAAAACAUCAACAACGUCAACAACAUCAAAAAGAUCAUACAUCUUUUAUUGUUGAUCAAUAUUAUAAAAGUAAUUCAGAUUUAUGGUUAUUGGAUAGCAUUUAUCAAUAUUCAAAACAAUUCAAUCCACAACAUCAAUUGCAAAUAGUUCAACCAUUCAAUAUAUAUAAGAUAGACUUCAAUGUCGACUUGUUCAGAUCUAUGAUCCAUAGAUCGAUUAGUGUCACAGCACCAUCCUGUCGAAACACUCUCUUCUCUCUACAUAGAUACGGUGCAACAUUGAUUCGUUUCAUAGAUGAAAAUCUCUUUCAUACCGAGGAGAUAGAGCUUCCUCAAGCUAUCGGGCAUAAACUAGACUUGUUUCGACGUACAACCAUGUCAUUGACAUUGAUUAACGAAAGAAUGACAAUUUAA
Messenger RNA from Heterostelium album PN500, 1020 nucleotides. RefSeq lists its product as uncharacterized. The record is from RefSeq and is a predicted model, not a curated record. Gene Ontology annotation, molecular function: zinc ion binding. The transcript has 2 exons. The coding region runs from base 1 to 1020 and encodes 339 amino acids. Lineage: Eukaryota; Evosea; Eumycetozoa; Acytosteliales; Acytosteliaceae.